Messenger RNA from Rotaria sordida, 2082 nucleotides. The record is from the annotation of a GenBank genome assembly. Lineage: Eukaryota; Metazoa; Rotifera; Eurotatoria; Philodinida; Philodinidae.
AUGAGUACAACUGAAUUUAAUACAGAUUCAUUUCGUGAUUUAACAUUUGAUCUUUUAUCGGGUGUUGCAAAUGAUACAACAAAAUUCGAUGAAUUAAAUGAUGCUUAUUUGAAUAAACUUCAUGAACGUACAGAUGGUGAUAAUUUACGACGAUAUGCAAGAGAAAUUUAUGAAAAAAUUCUUUCUCUACAAAUUGUACAAUCAAAUUCAGCAAUACACUUAAAAGAUUCAUUUCAUGAAAGAAUUAUUGUUGUUUAUUUUUGGACAUUUUCUAAUGUUCAUUCUUUACAAACACUGGAAAGAAUUAUUGGUAUGGAUAGACGAUAUUCUAGUGCUGGUGUUACUAUUAUUGGUGUUCAUUCUUCAAAAUAUGAACAUGAAAAAAAUAAAGCAAAUGUUCGACAUGCUGUUGAUGAACAUUCAAUUCCAUUUGCAGUUGUUAAUGACAAUAAUUUACAAGUAUGGAAACAUGUUGGUUGUCAAAUUUUUCCAACAGCACUUGUUUUUGGACCUGAUGCAUUACCAAUAUUUAUAUUUGAAGGAGAAAAUCAUGUACAACAUUUAGAAUUAUUUUUGGUACCUAUUCUUGCUUAUUAUAAAUCAAGUGUACGUGCACCAUCAACUGAUACAUUAUCAAUUAAAACUUCGCCAGAUGAUUUAUCUGCAACGAGUGCAACUCCAAAAACACCGAGAUUUACAUAUCCAAGUCAUGUAUGUGUAACUUCAAGUGGACAUUUAUGCGUUUCAUUUACGGGUUCAAAUCAAUUGAUUUUCUGCGAAAUUGAUGGCAAAGUUCUUGAUAUUGUUGGUACUGGUCAGGCUGGUUUGGCUGAUGGUGAUAUAGUACAAUGUGAAUUUGAUGCACCACAUGGUCUUAUAGAAUAUAAUAAUUGUAUCUAUAUUGCUGAUACAAAUAAUCAUGCAAUUCGUGUGUUUGAUCCUAAUUCACGUCGUGUAGUUACAUUAAUUGGUACUGGUCGUUUAGGAAGUGACAAAAUUGGUGGUCUUAAACGAAGUCAACAACCUAUUGCUUCACCAUGGGAUUUAUGUAUUACAGAAUCACCAUUCGAUCAUAAAUUAGUAUUACUUAUUUCAAUGACUGGUCAAAAUCAAAUAUGGGCAUAUGCUUUUGAAGAAACUCAAUGGUGGAAUGAUGUUAUAUUACAAAAAAAUUCAUGCUCAGCAAUAAUUGGAAGUGGUACAGAAGAAAAUAGAAAUAGUUCUGAACCAAUGACUGCUGGUUUAGCAGGACCACGUGGUAUUUGUAAUGGUAUAAUGAAUGGAGGACCAGUAUUAUUCAUUGCGGAUAGUGAUAGUUCGACUAUACGUGUUGUUACACUUCAAGAUGGACAUGUUGCUAAUUUAGUUGGUGGUAAUGGUGAUCCAACAAAUCUUUCAGCAUUUGGUGAUCUUGAUGGUAGUGGUCAUAAUGCAAAAUUACAACAUCCAGUUGGUAUUGUAUUUCAUUAUCCAUCAUCACAAUUAUAUAUAACAGAUACAUUUAAUAAUAAAAUAAAACGUGUUGAUAUGAAAACUUUAAUGUGUUCAAGUUAUUUUGUAAUGGAUACUGAUAGAAAAAAACAACGUGGAGAAACAAAUUCAGCUAAAUUUAAUGAACCAUAUGGUAUAGCUCUAUUUGAACAUUAUCUGUAUCUUGCUGAUAAAAAUAAUUCACAUAUUAAAUGUAUUGAUCUUGAUCAUGGAACAAUUAUUCGACAUCGAUUUGAUUUGAGUGGAACAUUGAAUGAAGAACGUUCAUUUGGUUCAAAACAAGCUUAUUUAUCUAUUCUUCUAGCUGAUGCAGUUCAAUUACGUGAAGGUAAUGCUGGUACAUGGAUUAUUGAAGAUGAAGAUGGUUUUAAAAUAUGUGAUGGUGAAUUAACACAUCAUGCAUCUGAUCAAAUACUUUUAGAUUAUAUUCCACGUGAUAAACAGGUAGCUCAACUUAAAUAUGAAUUAAUGGUAUGUCAAGAUGAAAAUUGUUCAAUGAUGAGUGGUAUAGUUCAACCAGCUAAUCAAACAGACUCAAGUAUUGAAUUUAUCAUUAAAAUUGAUCAAAAAGAAACAACAAGUUCUGACUAG